CCCAAUCUCUCUCUUUCUCGCCCUCUUUCUCUCUCUCCCUCUCUUUGUCUCUCUCUCUAUCUCUCAAACACACACACAAUGGCUGAGCGCCAAUAUCCGUCGAGAAGGCCCGCCACAACCACCGGCUCCUUCCUACAAAAGCUGAGAGAACACGCGCCAAACUCAACCCAGCUCGUGGGUCUCGCCACCCUCGUAAUCUCCGGCGGCAUUUUGCUCCUCCUCACCGGCCUGACCCUCACCGCCACCGUCCUCGGCCUCAUUUUCUUCGCGCCGUUGAUUCUCAUCUCCAGCCCCAUAUGGGUUCCCGUCGGCACUCUCAUCUUCAUCACCAUUGCCGGCUCCUUAUCCUUCCUCGGGUUCGGCGUGGCCGUCGUGGCGUCAGUCUCCUGGCUUUACAGGUAUUUCAGGGGGUUCCACCCGCCAGGCGCGGAUCGAGUGGAUUACGCGAGAACACGGAUCGCUGACACGGCGGGUCAAGUGAAGGACUACGCGAGAGAGUACGGGGGAUACCUGCAUAGUAGAGUUAAGGACGCUGCUCCAAGUGCUUAAAUUAUCAGUACAUCAACCCAAGUUUUGCAUUCUCUGUUUUGCAUUUCGUCAUUAAUCUUGUGAUCAUUUCUCUCCUGUUUCCAAUGGAUAUUUCUCUAAUUUGUUGUUUCUAUGAUAUUGUCGUGUAAUGAAGUAUAUUAUCCAUUUGGUAGCA
Molecule: messenger RNA, 703 nt
Organism: Sesamum indicum (sesame)
Lineage: Eukaryota; Viridiplantae; Streptophyta; Magnoliopsida; Lamiales; Pedaliaceae
Product: Oleosin family protein
Biological process (GO): lipid storage
Cellular component (GO): membrane; monolayer-surrounded lipid storage body
Source: RefSeq, a predicted model, not a curated record